Molecule: messenger RNA, 5799 nt
Organism: Girardinichthys multiradiatus
Lineage: Eukaryota; Metazoa; Chordata; Actinopteri; Cyprinodontiformes; Goodeidae
Gene: arhgef7b
Product: Rho guanine nucleotide exchange factor (GEF) 7b
Exons: 22
Coding region: 185-2740 (851 amino acids)
Molecular function (GO): guanyl-nucleotide exchange factor activity; protein binding
Source: RefSeq, a predicted model, not a curated record
CCCAACAUCCUCUGAGAAGGAGAGGAAAAGGAAGGAGGGGAUCUUAUUUCUCACGUCCAGCGCUGUCCUUCUGGAUCUAGGCUGAGGGUUUUCACCCAGCCUGAUGUUCAAAAGAGGCUGGCCUGACUGAGUCUCUGUCGGACCGACUGUGCUGCUGCUUUUGGACAAUCUGAGACGCCAAAUCAUGAAUUCAGCCGAGCAGACGGUAACGUGGCUAAUUACACUGGGGGUCCUGGAGUCACCCAAGAAAAGCGUGUCGGAUCCAGAGGCUUUCCUCCAGGCGUCUCUGCAGGAUGGAGUGGUGCUGUGCAGGCUGCUGGAGCGACUCAGACCCGGGACGGUGGACAAAUUUUUCCAGGAACCGAGAGGCGACAGCGAGUGUCAGAGGAACAUUGCAGAGUUUAUUAAAGGCUGCGGUGCUUUCGGUGUGGAGCCUUUUGAAGUGAGUGACCUCCUGCAUGGACUGAACUUUUCCAGCAUACUAAACUCCUUAGUUGCUCUUAACAAAGCUACUGAAGAUUUGGUCGUCUGUGGAGACGGCGUAGGUGUGCCGCACUCCUCAAAUUUAAGGAUCAAAUCCUUUGACUCUCUGAACACUCAAAGUCGUUCAUCUAAGCUGCAGCAGCCUCAGUACCGCAGCCUGGACAUGUCAGAUGGCAGCGUGUGUGGCCAGUUGCUGGUCAAAGCACGCUUUCCCUUCCAGGCGACCAACGAGGAUGAACUCUGUUUCUCCAAGGGUGACGUCAUCUGUGUGACCAGGCAGGCACCAGGGGGCUGGUGGGAAGGUUUAGUGAACGGCAAGACUGGGUGGUUCCCCAGUAACUAUGUACGGGAGCUGAAAGGAAGUGACAAAACAACAGACAAGCCAAAGUGUGGGACUCUGAAAAGUCCACCAAAAGGUUUUGACACCACCAUCAUUUCUAAGACCUAUUAUAAUGUGGUCCUACAGAACAUCCUGGAAGCAGAGAGUGAAUAUUCAAGGGAGCUACAGAGUCUCCUGGGGACUUACCUUCGGCCACUUCACCCCACAGACAGACUCAGCAGUGGUGACAUCGGUCAUAUUCAGGGGAAUCUGGAAGAGAUCUCAACCUUUCAGCAGAUGCUUGUUCAGUCCUUGGACGAUCAGACUAAACUUCCUGAGAGCCAGCAGAGAAUUGGGGGGUUCUUUCUGAGCCAGAUGCCUCGGAUGGAGAUCAUAUAUGUGGCUUACUGCUCCAAUCACCCAUCUGCAGUCAGCGUACUCACACAGCACAGUGAGUAUCUUGGGGAAUAUAUGGAGUCAAAGGGGGCGUCCAGUCCUGGGAUGUUGACUCUGACAAUUAGUCUGAGUAAACCCUUCACCAGAAUGGAAAGAUACCCAGCACUGCUGAAAGAACUGGACAGACAUAUGGAAGAACAACACCCUGACCGAGCUAACCUCAUUGCUGCUAUGGCAGCCUUUAAAAGCCUUGAAGCUACGUGUCAGGAAGUAAGAAAGAAGAAGACAGUGGAGAUGCAGAUUCUGACAGAGCCAAUCACAAACUGGGAGGGAGAAGAUAUUAAAACUCUUGGCCCAGUUCUUCACAUGUCCCAAGUCAAAGUUUACACGCAGAAUUGUCAGGAGUCAAACGAACGCUUCCUCAUCCUGUUUCCUCACACUCUCCUCAUGCUUUCAGCUAGCCUCAGAAUGAGUGGAUUCAUAUACCAGGGGAAAAUACCGUUAUCAGGAAUGCUCAUCUCCAGAAUCGAAGAUGGAGAAAACUUGAGGAAUGCUUUUGAAAUAUCUGGGGGCCAGUGUGAGCGUACACAGAUAGCUUGUAACAGUCAGCGUGAUCUACAAGACUGGUUGGACCUUCUCACCAAACACACACACACCACUCCACCUCAUGUGCACAAGCCUCAGGCUUGUCACACAUUGCCCUCCCAUCCUGUCACUCCCUCCAGACACCCUGAGUCCCGUGGGGGGAGCGGUGGGAGCCCUUACCACACUCUGCCUCAUCCCUCUUCAUAUGGGACAAAUCAGAGUAGCAGCCCCAUGUGGGGACCCCUGGAGCCACCAAGCUCCCCCAAACCCUGGACCCUGAGUUGCCUUCGCCCUGCACCUCCACUACGACCCUCGGCUGCUCUGUGCUUCAAAGAGGAUGUAAGUAAAAGUCCCAAAAACAAGAGGCCGCUGCUCCCUACAAUAAGAAAACCAGAGAGGAAACCAUCGGAGGAAGAUUUCACUGCCAGAAAGAGUACAGCAGCUCUGGAGGAGGAUGCUCAGAUACUGAAAGUGAUUGAGGCCUACUGUACGAGUGCAAAGACUCGUCAGACUCUCAAUUCAACAUGGCAAGGAACUGACCUCAUGCAUAACCAUGUGCUGGCUGAGACCAGCCUCACAGUGGCUGCGCUCCCUAGUAACGUGCCAUCUUCUGACCAAUCAGAAGACUCCGAUUAUGACAGUAUCUGGACUGCUCAAAGUCACAGGACCGCUUCGUUGUCUCGCUCCAGCAGAAAAGAUGUCCAUAUGCUGUUCCCAGAGGAGGAGAAGAUUAUUGUUGAAGAAACAAGGAGCAACGGACAGACUGUACUGGAGGAAAGGAGCCUGGUGGACACUGUUUAUAGCCUCAGAGAUGAGGUUCAGGAACUCAAACAGGACAACAAGAGAAUAAAGAGGACGCUGGAGGAGGAGCAGCGAGCAAGAAAAGAGCUGGAGAGAAUCGUCAGGAGAGUUCUGAAGAACAUGAACGACCCAACCUGGGACGAGACUAAUCUCUGAAACCACUACAGAUCUAAAACAAGGACCGAUUUCUGACAUUUAAAUCAUCAUAUGAUGAGAGCUGUUAGCUGUGUCGACAGAAGCUGCCAGUACUUUGUGCCACUCUUCAACAUUCGUCCAUUUCAUUUAACCCCUUGAAGAAACCCAUGUGCCAAACCAUGGACCAAGAAACAUCCUGCCAGCUAUCAGUGAAGCCAUCUGAGCUGAUCACAAAGCUGUGAAGCCAUAACAGCUGGUAGGCAUGAGAACAUCACUUCUUCUUCUCAUUUCUGCCUCUCCUUCCACUGGCUGUAUAAUAAUGUCAGGACAGUAUUUUUGUAUUUACUCCUGCUGCGUAAAUAUGAGGGUUUUAAAUGUGCAAGACACCAUAGAUAAGUUCAACAGUUAGAUCUUGAUUCAAACUUGGAAAAAUACACACAAUCACUCUUUCAGUUACAGUUCCUGUGAGAACUUUGCAUUCACUGGUAAUGAUGCGUUUAAACGCUUCUUUUUCCAGUGUGCAAUCAUUAUGCAGCAUGAAACAUCUGUAUUUUUUAAAGGGAUUGGAUACAUAAGUCUAAUGUGCUAAGGGUUGAAAUUACACAUAAAGGCUCCAAUAUGCAGAUCAGCUUCCACCAAUAUAUGGUUAAAGGUCACUUUGCAGGUGGCACUAAGUCCACACAAACUCCUUGUAGCCAACAACAAACUUCUAGCAUAAGUCUGGCAUAAAAUCUGACCACUCGUGUUAGCAGAGUUAGAAGAGCUUGUUUAGAUUGGUUGGUUUUCUGUCACAGAUCUUUGUGAAGGCCUUUGCAGAAACUUAACGGUGGCCUGCUUUAUGAUUUCCAAAAAUAGUUUUAACAUGUUUUUGGGAACAUUGUCUUAUUGGAAUUCCAUUGUCUUCAUGUUUCCAGGCUCUGAGUGAAACUGAUCCUCAGAGUAAAGGCAAUUGGUUGAGAUUUUAAGGGAAACAUCAAGGCUCCAGCCUGCCCUGAUCCAGAAACUACAGUAACUGUGAAGCCAGUUUUCCAUUUCCAUGGACUUGGAAUGUACCAGCCAUAAAAAACUCUCCUGCUCCAAAAUCCAACACCUUUAAGCUUGACUGAAAUAUGCAGCUGUUUAAAGAGACGAGAUAAAUGCCUUCUGAAGAACGGUUUUAAUGUCAGAUGAGACAACGGUUGAGCUAUUGGGACAGAAUGAUCAGAAGUAAGUUUGAAAGAGUUGGUUGAAAGCAGGGCGGUGAUCUAAAACACAUCAGAACUGGUUUUAGAACAGAUAAAGCAGACCAGCUAAGGUUUUGGAAUGGCCUUCCCAAAGUCCGACUUCAACCCUGUAGAAACUUUGAACGCUUGGGAACCAACUAAUUUAAAUGAAUUGUACCAAGUCUGCCUAGAAGGUCAAAAUCCAAACAGAAUUAUAUCAGAUGCUUGUUAACGGCUAUAACAAGUGUUUGGUUUUGUUGUAAAUUUUCUAAGGGACCUUAAAUAAAAUUGUAGAGGGGGUAUAUGUAUAAUUUUGGUUCUAUGAGGAUUAGAGAAGCUCAGAUAAAUUUAAAGUUCCUGCCUCAAAUCCUGCGUUUAAAAAAAGAUCAUUCAGGUUUUUUGCUGUGUAAGUAUUUCGUCCUGGAAAAAUGAAUUCAUAUGAUUUAUUCCUAUUAGGGGUGCCUACAACAGGACAAUUUUGUAUUUGUAUGAAAUAAUGAACCAGUGCACCUUUGAUAGGACUGGCAAGCCAGCUAUAAAGUUACACCAAACACAUAAAUCAGCCAUUAAAGUACCAGCAUUUAUACAGACUAAUGAGCUGUAGAAGAAUAACUAGUAGUUAUAAAACGGAAACCUGUCGAUUAACAGUUUCUAACUGAUGACCAGAUUAUGGGACCACAUCAAACUGAGUGAUUUUUUUUCUAUUCAGCAGAAACUAAGAAUAACAUUUUUAUUUAUGUUGACCAAGUUUUAAUUUGAUAAACAGAAUAAACUAAUUAACUGCAAAACAUCUUAAAAAUGUUUGGUUUUCAGAAAACCUCAGGGCAUCUCAUAACUAACAACUUAUGUUUCUAGCUUGAAAUUAACACCCAUUUCGAAUUUUACAAUUCAAGCAAUAUUUAAAGGUGCUCAAAAUGUUAUAUUGACUUGCACUGCCUCUUAAGCCUUUUGCUAAUCAGGUGUUUGAUUUUUUGUCCUGCCCAAGACGUUUUUGCCCCCUGUACAUGACUUUAAAUAUAUUUUCUCUGGUCAGUGAAUUACUUCUUUUUAUCAUUACUGGUCAGUAAAAGUGCAGAUUUGUUCAUGUUAAGGUGGAAAAGAUCAAAAGAGAGUUUUUUUUUUUUUUUUUUUACUUAACUCUGUUCAGUGGCUCCGGGUCAGGCCAUGUACUCGAUAAUGCGAUAAACUGGAAGCUUUUCACUCUCGUUCUCAAAACAGAAUAUUUCUCAGAUAUUAUUGAAGCACUUUAGCUGUUCGAAGUUUUCCAUGAUCAGUUACUUGAUGAAACACUAAAAAAUGACUAAGAAAUGAAACUUUAUGCUAAGCUGCGGAUCUAAUAACUGAACACCAGAAACCGUCCGGCUCACUUUUUUGAGUCCAACUGAACAAUAUGAUUCUGAUGGUACACCUCAGUGCACAUUGUUCUUUGCAAAACCAAAGUCAAAGCAAUACUAAACUGGAACAUUUGUGUAUUUAUGAUGUCAAUAUGCAAUUUACUGUAGAGUAAAUCUGAUUUUUUUAUCUUUGUUUUUAUUUUUUUACUUUUGUCUUCAUUGUUAACACCUAUUUUCUACUUGACCCUGGCUCACUACAUCAGAUAUGUUCUCUGUAGAGCAGUUUCUCAUAAACAACAGCAGAUACUACAAGACAAGCAUUCCUUUUACCUUGAAGACCUCAGUUUCAACAGUUGUUAAUUAGAUGGUCAAGUAUGACAGCGAUUGACUAACUUAUGUAUUUAUCUGUAAUUGGUGUAAAUGUGUUCUGUGCCCUGAUAUUAGAAUGAUGAAGAUGAUCACAAAGGUUACUAUGACAACCAUCCCUCAUUAUUUAUUUCACCUAUUUGUCAGCCAAUAAAUAAAAUGCUGAAUCCAAAUGAAA